AUGUUUCGUACAUCUCUAUUCGAUAAAAGUCUGGAAAAUGCCACCAGCAAUCUUAACCUUGAGCCCGACUGGCAGGCGAUACUGGUCAUUUGUGAUACAAUCCGGCAGGGCGACGUGAACGCAAAGUAUGCUGUCCAGGCACUGAAAAAGAAGAUGCAAUCGCCAAACCCGAUCACGGCCAUGUACGCACUUUUGACGCUGGAAAGCAUCGUCAAGAACUGCGGUACGCCGGUGCACGACGAGAUAGCGAACAAGACAAACUGCGAGUUGUUCCAGAAUUUGGUCAACACUACAAAGCACGAGGAAGUACGGGCGAAGAUGCUCGAACUUAUACAGGCUUGGGCGUACGCGUUCCGAUCGACCAUAAAGUAUCGCUCGAUAAAGGAUACGAUGAACAUUUUGAAAACGGAAGGCCAUAAGUUUCCGGAACUGAAGGAAGCGGAUGCCAUGUUUUCUUCGGACAUUGCUCCCGAUUGGGUGGACGGAGACGUUUGCCAUCGAUGCCGUUCGCAGUUUACGUUCACCGUACGCAAACACCACUGUCGAAACUGUGGUCAAGUCUUUUGCGCUCAAUGCUCGUCGAAGAACAGCACGCUGCCAAAGUUCGGCAUUGAGAAGGAGGUGCGCGUGUGUGAUGGGUGUUACGCGCAACUUCAGCGUCCGACAGCAACGCUGACGAAGAAACCUACCGAGGAAGAAGACCUGCCGGCGGAAUAUCUGACCAGCUCGCUGGCCCAGCAGGCACAGGGUCCGGCACGCAAGACGGACGAGGAGCUACGGGAAGAGGAGGAGUUGCAGUUAGCCCUGGCAUUGAGUCAAUCGGAGGCCGAAACGAAGCAACAGACUCAGACGCGACGUGUGACUACGUUUCACAAGGCACCGGAAUCACCGGAACCGCAAACUCCCCAAGCACAGGUUAAACGAAGCCCAUCGCCUGUUGAGGAACCGCCAGCAGAUCCGGAGUUAGCUCGGUAUCUGAAUCGUAAUUUUUGGGAGCAACGGCAGGUAAUGGAUUCACCGGCUUCUCCAUCAGCGCCAAGCCCGAUGCCGAGCCCGAUGCCAUCGAUGCAGCCAAGCCUCCUGACAAAGAGCGCACCGGAAGACGCAGAGAUUGAUGAGUUUUCUAACAUGAUGAAAACACAGGUGGAAAUCUUUGUGAAUCGCAUGAAGUCAAACUCCAGCCGUGGUCGAAGCAUUUCGUGCGACAGUUCUGUGCAAACGCUGUUCAUGAAUCUGACCUCACUGCACGCCCGUUUGCUCACGUUCAUUAAGGACAUGGACGAUAAGCGUAUGUGGUACGAGCAGCUGCAGGACAAGCUUACGCAAAUAAAAGAUUCGCGCGCUGCGUUGGAUGUGCUGCGUCAGGAGCAUCAAGAGAAGCUGCAACGCAUUGCCGAAGAACAGGAACGUCAGCGACAAUUGCAGAUGGCCCAGAAGCUGGAGAUCAUGCGCAAGAAGAAGCAGGAAUAUCUGCAGUACCAGCGGCAGGUGGCUCUGCAGCGCAUUCAGGAACAGGAGCGCGAAAUGCAGAUGCGGCAGGAACAACAAAAGGCUCAGUACCGCAUGGGAACGGCAUUUCCGUUCAUGGCCCCUGGUCCGGCACCGGGUCAGGGACCUCAAGGAUCUCCCGUGCACGUUGGUGGUGUUCCCGGUGGAUAUCCGGGUCCAGGGUAUGGACCGUACGGUCCAAUGCCCCCAACGAACGGUACUCUUCCACACUAUCAGCAGCAACAACAACAGCAGCCACCGCAACAAAUGUUUUCGCCUCAGCACACCGGGCAGUAUGGAAUGCCAGGUGCCAGUGCACCGGGAGCUGAUGGACAGGUUCCAAUGCAGCAGGGGCCGAUGCAGCCACCACCACCCGGUGGAGCUGGGAUUAUUCCCCCAGGGAUGAAUGUGAUGCCUGGACAGGUACCACCGCCUGGUACUAUGAAUAUGCCCGGCGGAGGUCAUAUGUCGGGAGCGCCGAUGAUGGGCCCUCCGCAACAACCUCAACCUCAACCAUCCCAGCAGCAACAACCCCAACAACAACAGCAACUACCAUCCCAACAGUCGGGUUUAAUGGGUGGGAACCCAAUGCAACCGCAGAACGAUCUUCAGCAACAACAGGGACAGGUUCCGCCACCCGUCGCAAUGCCCCCCGUAGUCCAGAUUCCACCCGCUCCAAUGGUUUCUGUGCCUGAGGCAGCACCUGCUGCUGCCGUUGCACCACCUCCUUCACAAGCACAACCAGUCCCAUUGUCCGAACCAGCUACAGCGGAAUUAAUUAGUUUUGAUUAA
Anopheles marshallii is the source of this 2280-nucleotide messenger RNA. It is a transcript of the gene Hrs, whose product is annotated as hepatocyte growth factor-regulated tyrosine kinase substrate. The record is from RefSeq and is a predicted model, not a curated record. Bases 1 to 2280 code for a protein of 759 amino acids. Gene Ontology annotation, molecular function: metal ion binding; ubiquitin binding; phosphatidylinositol binding. Lineage: Eukaryota; Metazoa; Arthropoda; Insecta; Diptera; Culicidae. The transcript has 4 exons.